This is a messenger RNA of Rhodotorula toruloides NP11, 1587 nucleotides long. Its product is annotated as pre-mRNA-processing factor 19. NCBI's taxonomy places the organism in Eukaryota, Fungi, Basidiomycota, Microbotryomycetes, Sporidiobolales, Sporidiobolaceae. The record is from RefSeq and is a predicted model, not a curated record. Bases 1 to 1587 code for a protein of 528 amino acids. Gene Ontology annotation, cellular component: U2-type catalytic step 1 spliceosome; cytoplasm; Prp19 complex. Gene Ontology annotation, biological process: DNA repair; protein ubiquitination; mRNA splicing, via spliceosome. Gene Ontology annotation, molecular function: ubiquitin protein ligase activity; protein binding. The transcript has 4 exons.
AUGUCGCUCUUCUGCUCCAUCUCGUCCGUACAGCCCCUCCACCCCGUCGUCUCCCCCGCAGGCAACGUCUACGAGCGCGACCUCGUCGUCAAGUACCUCCGCGAGAACGACGGCAAGGACCCCAUCACCGGCGACCAGCUGGCGGAGGACCAGCUUGUCGAGAUCAAGACGGCCCCCUCGCAGCCCGCGGCGCCCCCUCGCGCACCCACCUUCACCUCCGUCCCCUCGCUCCUCCACACGCUCCAGCAAGAAUGGGACUCGACGAUGCUCGAAUGCCUCGAGCUGCGCCGCCAGUCUGCCGAGCUGCGACAAGAGCUCUCUCACGCGCUGUACAAGGAGGACGCCGCGAUGCGUGUGCUUGCGCGCGUGACGAGGGAGAGGGACGAGGCGCGCGAGGCGCUGGCGAGUGUCAAGGCCACGCUGGGACCGCAGUUCUCGACGGGCGAUGGAGCGGGCGCGGAGGAUGCGCAGAUGGAGGUCGAGCAGCAGGAGCCUGAGGGACUGCCGGCGGACGCGAGGAAGCGGGUCGAGGAGACGAGUGCGGCACUCUCGGCAACCCGCAAGAAGCGCAAGCCCUCUCCCGAAUGCGCCACCCCGGACGACGUCAAGACCUACGCCCAGAGCACUACCAUCCCCUCCCUUCACUCGACCAAGCCUCCCGGUAUCUCGGCGCUCGCGCUUGCGAAGGAAGGGAACUUGUUGGUUACUGGCGGCCUCGACAAGAACGUCAUCCUGUACGACCGCUCGACGGGCAAGAUUGUCGCGACGCUCAAGGGCCACACGAAGAAGGUCACGUCGGUCCUCGCCUCGCCCAGCCUGACCGAGGAAGGCAUCCCCACGUUCCUCGUCUCGUCGUCGCUCGACAAGUCCGUGCGCAUCUGGAAGCCCAACGGCAAGAAGACAGUCUACGAGUGCCAGGCGAACCUUGCGCUCGGAAGCGAGGUCAACCAGCUCGCGAUGCACCCGUCCAACUCGCUCGUCGCCUCGGUUCACGCCGACGGCUCGUUCGCGAUCCAUGACCUCGUCGCCGGGGACAAGCCCCACACCGUCCUCACCGCCUCGUUGCCGGAGGACGCCGCAGCCGGAACCGCCAACACGGCUGUCGCGUUCCACCCGGACGGCGUCCUCUUCGGCGUCGGCUCGUCCGAAUCGCGCAUCCGCAUCUUUGAGACUCUGACGGGCCGCCUCGCCGCGUCGUUCGAAGGGCACGCCGGCGAAUCGGACGCAGUCAAGGAGGUCGUCUCGCUCUCGUUCUCGGAGAACGGGUACCUCUUCGCCAGCGCCGCGCAGGGAUCGAAGCAAGUCAAGAUCUGGGACCUCCGCAAGUUGGUCAACUCGGCCAACAUCGAUCUCGGUGCUGAGGACGAGAACGCGGCCGCAUCGGCUGUCGCGUUCGACUACUCGGCGCAGUUCCUCGCUGUUGUCGGACAGGACGCCCGCGUGUACCAGAACAAGACGUGGGAGCUCUUGGCCAAGAACGACGACAAUGCCGCCGAGUUGACGAGCGUCCAGUGGGGCAAGGACUCGAAGGAGCUCGUCGUCGCCGGCAUCGACCGCACCGUCCGCUUCCUCUCCAAGCCCGAGUGA